This is a messenger RNA of Macroventuria anomochaeta, 4038 nucleotides long. RefSeq names its product P-loop containing nucleoside triphosphate hydrolase protein. Gene Ontology annotation, cellular component: membrane. NCBI's taxonomy places the organism in Eukaryota, Fungi, Ascomycota, Dothideomycetes, Pleosporales, Didymellaceae. The transcript is spliced from 4 exons. Gene Ontology annotation, molecular function: ATP hydrolysis activity; ATP binding; ABC-type transporter activity. Gene Ontology annotation, biological process: transmembrane transport. The record is from RefSeq and is a predicted model, not a curated record. Bases 153 to 4028 code for a protein of 1291 amino acids.
AUACGGGCCUAUCAUCUACCCGAACCCGAUUCCAGGCCUGUGCAUUCGGCUGGUGGCGCCGAGGUCGAAAUCUCCCUCGGUGAAAGACACCUUGUUGCGAUACUCUUUUGAGGUACUUCGACAAUUCAGCCUCGAGGAGCCAGUACGACAACAUGGCCGCUCCCCAAGAGCGCGCUGCCGCGAACGCAGCAACAAUGAAUAUCGAUUCACCGCCCGGCAAAGGAAUGGACGAGAAGCUCGAUGCGCCAUCUGAGGAAGGGGCGAAGACUCUCACUUCUGGUCUUAGCGAUCACGACAAACAGAUCAUCGACAGACAAACCGACGCACCAAAACUCAACGUUGGUUACUUUGCAUUGUUUCGAUAUGCGAAUAAGAAACACACAUUAAUCAUGAUUGUGUCGCUUAUCGCGUCUAUUGCAGCUGGAGCUGUAAUGCCCCUUAUGACACUUGUUUACGGUAAUUUUGCAGGCAGCUUCACGAGUUUCUCAGUAGACGCUACUGCGGCACAACACUUCAAGGACCAAACUAAUCAAUUCACUUUGUACUUCGUGUACCUUGCUAUUGGUUCAUUCGUCACGACGUACAUUAGCAUCAUUGGAUUCUCCUACACUGGAGAGCAGAUCACCAAACAGAUACGAGAACUUUACCUUCGCGCCAUCUUCAGACAGAACAUUGCCUUCUUCGAUUUCCUUGGAUCCGGAGAAGUCACCACCCGUAUCAGCUCUGACAUGAACCUGGUCCAAGAUGGGAUCGGUCAGAAGAUCGGUCUCUUCGUUUCUGGCGUGUCUAUGUUCGUCUCUGCCAUCAUCAUUGGCUUUAUCCGGUCUUGGAAGCUGUCUCUCAUCAUGUUGUCGGCUACGGUUGCUUUCGUUCUCAUGAUGGGUGUCAACGGUGCAUUGAUGAAGAAGAAUCAGACGCUCGCGAUCGACGAGAACGCUACGGCAGCAUCCUUGGCUGAAGAAGUUUUGGCUUCGGCUCGCAACGUGGCAGCGUAUGGGACCCAAAGGCGUCUUCAGGACAAGUACAAGGUUUUCUUGGACAAAGCUACUGGAUAUGACUUCAAAGCCAAGUUCUGGCUGUCCAUGAUGAUUGCUGGAAUGAUGUGCGUUCUCAACCUGCAGUACUCUUUGGCAUUCUGGCAGGGAAAGAGGUUCCUCGACAAUGGAGAGCUGGGUGUUGCGAACAUCCUCACGGUCGUUAUGGCAACCAUGAUUGCUGGUAUCUCGAUCGGUUCCAACCUUCCGCAUCUCCAAGCUUUUGGCGGAGCUACCGCAGCAGCAACCAAGGUUUUCAACACCAUCGAGCGCAAGUCACCCAUCGACCCAGAAACUGAAGAAGGCGAAAUUCCCGAGCAAUUUGUCGGUAACCUUGAGUUCAAAGAUCUUAAGCACAUUUAUCCAUCUCGCCCCGACACAGUCGUGCUUCGAAACUUCAACCUGAGCGUCACUACUGGACAGAUGGUUGCACUGGUGGGAGCUUCUGGAUCCGGCAAGUCUACAAUCGUGGGCCUACUAGAGCGCUUCUAUCUUCCAAUGGAAGGCCAGAUCUUCCUGGACGGCAAAGACAUCAGCACACUAAAUCUCAGGUGGCUACGACAACAUAUGGCCAUCGUCAGCCAAGAACCUGUACUGUUCAGUACCACUGUUUACGAGAGCAUUCUACACGGAUUGGUCAACACUGAAUACGCCGAUGCAUCUGACGAGAAGAAAAUGGAGCUGAUCGAGCAGGCAGCCAAGAUCGCGAAUGCACACGACUUCAUCAUGGGUCUGCCGGAGGGUUACCAAACAAAGGUCGGCGAGCGAGGAAAUUUGCUGAGUGGUGGUCAGAAGCAACGAGUUGCCAUCGCUCGCGCUAUCGUAUCGGACCCAAAGAUCCUGCUACUCGAUGAAGCUACCGCAGCACUCGACACCAAAUCGGAGAGUCUCGUUCAAGAUGCGCUUGAUCGUGCUGCCAAGGGUCGCACCACCAUCGUUAUUGCCCAUCGUCUCUCGACCAUCAAGAAGGCGGACAACAUCGUGGUUAUGGCAAAGGGCGAGAUUGUGGAAAAUGGCACACACGAGAGUUUGAUCCGCGCUAAUGGUGUCUACGCAAGUCUCGUUCAAGCGCAAGAGCUCACACAAGAAAAACAACCUGGCAACCGCCUGUCCGGUACUGAGGGUAUCAAAAACGAGAGUGCCGCCGAGGCUGAUGGAGAGAAGAUUGCGCUUAUGCGUACAACCACAUCUGCUCCUUCUGUCGUCACAAGGAAGGACGAUAAGGAAGAGCUGUACGGCACUUGGGCACUAGUUAAGUUUGCCUGGGAGAUGAACACCGGUGAGCACAAGACCAUGGCGUUCGGUUUGAUUUUCAGUUUCCUCGCCGGUUGUAAUCCAGCUAUCCAAGCCAUCUUCCUCGGUAAUUCCAUCAACUCGCUCCUGUCGCCCGGCACAUCGUUGGGAGGCUACAACGUCAACUUCUGGUGCUGGAUGUUCUUCAUGUUGGGUCUUGUCAUCGGUUUCUUCUACUGGGCACAGGGUAUAACACUAUCCAAGGGUUCUGCUCGUCUCAUUGGCAACGUCCGACAGCGCGCCUUUGCAGCUAUGCUUCGACAAGAUAUGGAGUUCUUCGAUGGCGAGACAGUCACAUCGGGUGCCCUGGCUACCUUCCUCUCGUCAGAGGCCAACCGUCUUGCCGGUCUCAGUGGCGCAACACUUGGUACCAUCGUCAGUUCCGCCGCAUCGAUCUUCGUUGCUAUAAUCGUUGGUUGCUCCUUCGGCUGGAAGCUGGCUCUUGUCUGUACCUCUACCAUCCCUCUUAUGUUGGCUUGCGGAUACUUCAGGUUCUACGCUCUCAUCCGCAUGGAGAAGCGCAAUAAGGAAACCUCCGAGGCAGCAUCUUUCGCCUGCGAGGCCGCCUCCUCCAUCCGCACUGUCGCCACUCUGUCUCUCGAACAACACCUCCUCCGCGAGUACCAUGAGAAGCUAGGAAAGCAGGCUGCCGGCAACGUCGUUUUCAACAACAUCUCCGCGUCGUUGUACGCCACUUCGCAAGGCCUUUCCAUGUUGAUCUUCGCUCUGGUCUUCUGGUACGGUGGCCGUCUUCUGCUGGCACAAGAGUACACCGUUUUGCAGUUCUUCAUCGUCUAUUCCGCCAUCAUCAACGGCGCCCAGUCAGCCGGCGCCAUCUUUUCGUUCGCACCAGACAUGGGCGAGGCCCGCGACGCCGCCAAGCUGCUCAAGUCCUUCCUCAACCGCAUGCCCAAGAUCGACCACUGGUCUCCGGACGGCAGGAAGAUUGAUCGCCUGACGGGUAGAGUCGAACUUCAAGCUGUGCGUUUCACAUAUCCCGGUCGACCAGAUCACCGUGUCCUCCGUGGCAUCGACCUCACCGCCGAGCCAGGGCAGUUCAUCGCCCUUGUUGGCGCUAGUGGCAGUGGCAAGUCCACCGUCAUGCAGCUCCUCGAGCGCUUCUACGACCCUACCACUGGUUCCGUCCUUGUCGACGACGUUGAUCUGCAAGACUACAAUCUGCAAGACUAUCGCGCACAGCUGGCUAUCGUCAGUCAGGAGACGACAUUGUACACGGGCACGAUUCGCGAGAACAUCCUUGCUGACAAGGAUGACGUUAGCGAGGAAGCUGUCGUGCAGGCUUGCAAGGAUGCAAACAUCUACGAGUUUAUCAUGAGUCUGCCAGACGGUUUCUCCACUCUGGUUGGUGCUAAGGGUGCACUGUUGUCGGGUGGUCAACGGCAGCGUCUCGCUAUUGCGAGGGCGCUGCUGAGGGAUCCUAAGGUCCUCCUCCUCGACGAAGCCACCUCCGCACUCGACUCGACAUCUGAACGCGUCGUCCAGGACGCUCUCGACGCCGCCGCACAAGGCCGUACUACGAUUGCUAUUGCGCAUCGUCUGAGUACGAUUCAGCAUGCUGAUGUCAUCUACGUGUUCGAUCAGGGCAAAAUCGUGGAGAGGGGGAGACACGAUGAGCUCAUGACGAAGAGAGGUGUGUACUUUGAGUUGGCGAGGUUGCAGAGUAUGGGUGCGCCACAGUAGUAGUGUGAAG